Molecule: messenger RNA, 696 nt
Organism: Phycomyces blakesleeanus NRRL 1555(-)
Lineage: Eukaryota; Fungi; Mucoromycota; Mucoromycetes; Mucorales; Phycomycetaceae
Exons: 5
Coding region: 1-696 (231 amino acids)
Cellular component (GO): mitochondrion
Molecular function (GO): NAD(P)HX epimerase activity
Source: RefSeq, a predicted model, not a curated record
AUGUCAUUCAAGUUUUUAUCACAAAAAGUAGCACAGCUUAUCGAUGAGGAACUCAUGGGAGCUUCAGGCGGGUUUUCAGUCGAUCAGCUCAUGGAGUUGGCUGGACUUAGUGUUGCUCAAGCUGUUCAGAAAACUUAUAACAGCGAGAAAUAUUCCCGUGUUCUUGUGUGUGUCGGUCCAGGAAAUAAUGGUGGUGAUGGACUGGUGGCUGCUCGUCACCUGUAUCAUUUUGGCUACAAACCAUCAUUAUAUUAUCCCAAGCAACCCAACAAAGAUCUCUAUCAACGUCUUGUAAAGCAAUGUCAGAACCUGGGCGUGCCUGUUUAUGAAUCGGCAUUUGUAUCUCAUCUCAACGAGGCUGAUGUGGUAAUCGAUUCGGUUUUUGGAUUUAGCUUCCAUGGAAACCAGGUGCGCGAGCCAUUUAAAGAGAUCGUACAGGCUUUUCAGACCACUUCUUUGCCGAUUGUAUCGGUAGACAUACCUUCUGGAUGGGACGUAGAGAAAGGACCUUCUGGAGAGGCAACAUUCCAGCCAGAUGUUCUUGUGUCUCUCACGGCCCCAAAGAUUUGCGCAGAGUUUUUUAAAGGCAAACAUCAUUUCCUGGGUGGUCGCUUUGUUCCCCCUCUUUUGGCCAAGAAAUACGGAUUCCAGGUUCCUCAUUUCCCAGGUGCUGAUCAAGUAGUUGAACUAAAUUAG